Messenger RNA from Sceloporus undulatus (fence lizard), 2560 nucleotides. It is a transcript of the gene PGRMC2, whose product is annotated as progesterone receptor membrane component 2. Gene Ontology annotation, cellular component: endomembrane system; membrane. The record is from RefSeq and is a predicted model, not a curated record. The coding region runs from base 26 to 778 and encodes 250 amino acids. The transcript is spliced from 3 exons. NCBI's taxonomy places the organism in Eukaryota, Metazoa, Chordata, Lepidosauria, Squamata, Phrynosomatidae.
CUCAUUUUCUCUCAGGCAGGCCGUGAUGGCGGACGAUGGCGAUGGGAAGCUAAGGACUGGGGGAGAAAUAGGAGUCGGCGGCGGUGGGCCGGAGGAGGAGGAGGCCGCUGGCGCUGCUGCUGCGACGGCGGCGGCGGCAGGAGGCAGCUGGCUGGGCGGGAGCUGGCUCGACAUGCUGCUGAGCUUGGCGUUCCUGGCGAUCGCGGCGUUCCUGGCCUAUCAGCUCUACAAGCGUUGGGCGAAGCGGAGCGGGGCCGGGGGCGCGGCUCCUGCCAGCCCGGCCGACUCCCUGCCUCGCAUGAAGCGGAGGGACUUCACGCUGGAGCAGCUGCGCGACUACGACGGGGCCCGGGCGGCGCGCAUCCUGCUGGCCGUCAACGGCAAAGUCUUCGACGUGACCAAAGGCAGCAAGUUCUAUGGGCCCGGUGAGGAAGGGCCGAAGCUUUGGUUUACACUCCCCACGUGGCGGAGAGAGAGGCCUUCCCCUCCCUUUCCAUGCAAUGCAAUGCAAUACAAGACCCAGGAGGGGCCUUAUGGAAUAUUUGCUGGCAGAGAUGCCUCAAGGGGACUAGCAACUUUUUGUCUAGAUAAAGAUGCACUCAGAGAUGAAUAUGAUGACCUAUCAGACUUAAAUGCAGUACAAAUGGAAAGUGUUAGAGAAUGGGAAAUGCAAUUUAAAGAAAAAUAUGACUACGUAGGUAGACUCCUAAAGCCAGGAGAGGAACCGUCAGAAUACACAGAUGAGGAAGAUACCAAGGAUCACACUAAGCAGGAUUGAACUUUGUAAAUCACCAAAGUCAGGGGCCUUUGGAACUGCAAUCUCUUAUUCCCAUUACAGAAUCCCAUAUGUCUUCGGGUACAAUUCAUCUGCUGCAUAAAACAUGAUGGGUUUUGUACAACAUCUUUCAGAGAAGAUUUGAUUACUAGGCACUUGGUGCUGCCAAACAUUUUUGUUGUUGUUGCAGUUAAACUGUAAAGUCUGAAAGGCUUCAUUAAUGAUGUGGGGCCAGGGAUUUAAAAUGCAAAGAAAACUAUUCUUAGCAUGUUGAAGCCUUUGAACAGUUUAUUUACAAGCUUAAGUGUUUCAUAUGUCAUUUUUAUUUCUGUGGCGCUAAAAACUAGUUUUAAGGAUUCCCAGUUGAAUUUUUGCUAACGAAAUGGGAAUACUCAAACUAACUCGUGGGCCACUGAUUUCCAUAGCAAAAACCUAGUUCAUAAAUCUGCAGAUUACAGGGUAUCAAAUAGAUUCUCCUGAAGGAUAGAGGAAAAUUUCUCUGCAGAAGCUAUCAUCUGAAACCUGCCUUCUAUGCUUUUCUGUCCCCUCAAUCAAAUCAGAAUAAUUGUGCCUUAUUUCACGUAGAGACUUGAAUUGUUUUAAGGGAAAACCCCAACUGUGACACGAGUCACUAAAAGCAGCAUUGAGGACUGGUUAAUUAUUCAGUUGACUGGAAAACAUUGAUGUCAUUCUGUAUAUAGAUGUAAAGGAAUACUCAGUGUUACUGCCAUAUAUAUAUAUAUAUGUUAAUAUACAUGAACUUAAUUAGCAGUGUAAUGGCCAAAAGCAUUCCCCUUUGCUUUUUAAAUAAACCACCUCUUCCCUUUUCCAUCCUUAAAAUUCAAGGACCCUAGCCUCAUAUUUGUAAAGUGAAGGGUGUGCAUGGGUGCUUGAGUGCAAGAAAUGGGAGGAUGGUUCGUACAGAUACUGUAAAUAUGAAUACCAUUUUAAUAAAGCAUGUAAAAUACCAAAUGUGCUGUCAGACUUUAUGUAGAUGCUGUUAAGCAAAUAUUGGUGGCCAGGAUUCUGUAUGAGAGAAGAAGUCUUGGAAGAAACUGAAUAUUUUUGCACUGCUAUUAAAUAAAGCUUUACCCAGCUAUCUUUUUUAUUUAGUCAUCACAUGAAAUUCACAACAAAAUGUGACUCGGCAGUUUAUAUGAAUAUGUAAUGAGCGCAAUGGCACACAGUAAUGGAGCAUAUCUGUAUGUAAAAAUGUUUUUGUUUAUCUGUUUUUGUUAAAGGUUGUCAUUCCUUUUUUCAGCAUUUAACAACACAGCUUCUUUAGUGUUUGUCAAUAUGGCAAGUAAAUCCAGAAACAGAAUAAUGCUUUCUUGAAGUAAUCUGCUCUUAUCUAGCCAAUAAAACAACACUAAGCCACUCUCAGCAACCAUCAUUAGCCAGGUGAAUCAUGCAGUAUGACAGCAAUGUGUGUAGAGCAUGAAAAAACAUAGCUGUGAUCUGUGUGAUAUAGUGUCUAACAAGUAACAUCCUUGUUCCAACAUGACCAAACAGGCUCAUGCUCAGGUUGACUCAUGGGAAGAAAUUGUUCAUGUGGUGUUCACAAGAAAGGUUUUCUAGAUCCACUGUCCCUUUCUUUUAUGUGAUCAUACUGUUGUCAUUUGGUAAUUUGAGACUGUCUUAAUCUUCCCCUGGUGAGCCAGUUACAACUCCUCUACUCCAAAAUUUUAUUCCAUAAUUGAAAUUAUGCAGACUGUUUCAAGAAGUGAAGAACCUGUGCUCUUUUUUUUAAAAAAAUGAAUAAAAAUAAAGUGUUCUGUAGAUACA